AUGUCGAGUGCCAGGAACCUCACAGCUGCUCUGCGGCGAGCACGCGUGCCCCGUCCGCGUCUUGCUCUGCGUCCCGUCCAAUUCACACCCUUGACCUCAACCACCCGGACCUUUACCUCCAGCUCCACCCGCACCUCCGACUCGCGCCAGAUUAAAUAUACCAGCGAAGCCUACAAUGUCCAGCGCAACCCCAACUUCGCCGAGAUCUCCGCCGAGGAUGUCGCACACUUCAAGGAGCUGCUGGGCUCUCAAUCGGCCGUGAUUGACGGCGUGACCACCGACGCAGCCGACGACAUCGAGCCCUUCAACAGCGACUGGAUGCGCAAGUACCGUGGCCACACCCGGCUUGUGCUGAAGCCCCAGAACGCGCAAGAGGUCAGCAAGGUCCUCAAGUACUGCAAUGAGCGCAAGCUGGCCGUCGUGCCGCAGGGUGGAAACACAGGACUGGUCGGUGGUUCGGUACCAGUGUUCGAUGAGAUUGUCAUCAACACCUCGCGCAUGAACCAGAUUCGCUCAUUCGAUGCCGCGUCUGGCGUGCUGGUCGCGGAUGCCGGUGUCAUUCUCGAGGUCGCGGAUCAAUACCUCGCCGAGCGGGAGCACCUGUUCCCUCUGGACCUGGGUGCCAAGGGAUCCUGCCACAUUGGAGGCAAUGUCUCCACCAACGCUGGUGGCCUGCGUCUGCUGCGCUACGGAAGUUUGCACGGUAGCGUGCUCGGCCUCGAGGCGGUCCUGCCGGACGGGACUAUCGUGGACGCUCUGUCUACCCUGCGCAAGAACAACACUGGCUACGACCUGAAGCAGCUCUUCAUUGGCUCUGAGGGUACAAUUGGUCUGGUCACCGCUGUUUCUAUUCAGUGCCCCCCUCGCCCCAAGGCCGUCAAUGUAGCCUACUUCGGUCUCGAGAGCUUCGAGCAGGUCCAGCAGGCCUACCUUGCGGCCAAGGGCCAGCUCUCCGAGAUCUUGUCUGCGUUCGAGUUGAUGGAUGGUCGUAGUCAGUCUCUGGUCAUUGAAUCUACGGGCAACAAGCACCCUCUCGAGGGCGAGUACCCCUUCUACUGUCUGGUGGAGACCAGCGGAUCCAACGCCGAGCACGACAUGGCCAAGCUCGAAUCAUUCCUCGAGAACGUCAUGGGCGACGGAAUUGUUGCCGACGGUGUGCUGGCGCAGGAUGAGACCCAGUUCCAGGCCCUCUGGCGCUGGCGUGAGGGGAUCACCGAGUCCCUCAGCCACCUGGGCGGCACCUACAAGUACGAUGUGUCCAUCCCCCUGGCCGAUCUGUACCAGCUUGUGGAAGACUGCAAGGCUCGUCUAACCGAAAUGGGCUUUGUGGGUGACGAUGACUCCUUCCCUGUCCGCGCUGUUGUGGGAUACGGUCACAUGGGCGACUCGAACCUGCACCUGAACGUUUCCGUGCGUCAAUACAACAAGGAAGUGGAGAAGGCGAUUGAGCCCUGGGUGUAUGAGUGGAUCCAGCAACGCCAGGGCAGCAUCAGCGCAGAGCACGGGCUCGGUGUUGCCAAGCGGGAAUUCAUUGGCUACAGCCAGAACGAGACUAUGGUCAAGCUGAUGAAGCAGCUGAAGAAUGUUUAUGAUCCUAAUGGUAUCAUGAACCCUUACAAGUACAUCUAG
Penicillium olsonii is the source of this 1629-nucleotide messenger RNA. The record is from the annotation of a GenBank genome assembly. Lineage: Eukaryota; Fungi; Ascomycota; Eurotiomycetes; Eurotiales; Aspergillaceae.